AUGGCGGCGCGCAGACCCCCCGUCAAGAGUCGUGAGUUUGAUUAUUCAAACGUUGGGAAAGCCGGAAGGCGAACCGGAAUCACACUCAAGGAAGGCAAACGUGACGAGCAUGGCAUGGAAGAGCUCGAGGGAAUGUUCUCUUCCCCUGAGAAAUCCCCUGCGAGAACAAACGGGUUUGGGAAUGAUGGAUUGAUGAAUUCUGGGGAGAUGGAGACAGGAGGAAGCAGUAGUAUUCCAGAUCCAUCAGACGUUUUAUCAGCUAGGCGGGGAGGCCGAAACGCUUACCUUCCUCCACCGCGAUCGCGCUCUCCAAUGAAAACCCUUAUGAGCGGGUCUCCUCGACGAACUCCCGGAUUGCGUUCUUCUCCUCUACCACAAAGCGAAUUCUCAAGCCCAACAUCUGCACAUGUGGCAGCAAAACGGACAAUUAACCUAACUCACCCGCUCCCUCAAACGUCAAAAUCUCCUUUGAAGCAAGCUCGAUCUCAGUCCCACCCCGACUCAGAAGAGGAAGAGGAGGCGGAAGCGGAACAGGUGGAAGAGGAAGAGGAAGAGGAAGAGGAAGAUACAGAACAAGAGGAGAGUGAAGUUGAAGAGGAGGCUCCUGAAAUUAUAGCUCACGAUGCAGCAGAUUUUUCUGAUGACGCCAACCACCUAAUCGAAGAUGAGGCAGAGGAUAAUGAGUUUGUUGAACCCCCUGGUGAUUACCACGAGGCUGCCACGCAUGACGACGUAGAUGCGGAAUCAUCUGGAGCAGAGGAGGACCAAGCUGAGGAUUCGCCAGCACCAGUACUGAACACUUCAAGUAAAGGCAAUAAACGGAAAGAACUGGACAAGGAUGUCGAGAAAAGUGACGAUAAAUCCACAAGGAACCCUUCGGCUAAAAGACGUGGAAGGAAGCCGAAAGGCCAGCAGGAAGAGCGCGGUCAGGAGCCUAAUACUGACGACGAGAACCCCCGACCAGCAAAGAAGGUAAAGAAGACUACUACUAAAUCUAGUAAUCUUCAAAUGACUACCGAGCAGGAGAAAGAUUUGCAAAAUGUCGUGGAAAAUAUCACUAAAAACGACGGACCACUUAAUAAGAAGCGCACCUACUGGCGCAAUGAGAAGUGUGUUUACGGAACUGGUGACGCGGAAGUUGGCCAGAGGUUUCCGCUCUCUACAAUCAAGGAGAUCAUACGAACGGAGGACCCUGAUAUCGAUCAGUCAGGGAGGAAACGAAGUUCAAAAAAGAAAUCAAAAAGUAAAAAGAAGGGAGGAUAUGAAUCAGAAGAUGAGCCAGAUGAAAACACUGAGCCCUGGGAGACGCAAGAGGGCGUUUUUUAUGGUCCCGUAAAGAUAUGGGACCCAGAACAACAAGCUGGAACCCAGGAGGAAGAAAUGAUGGACGUGGCCUAUGCUCCUUCAGCGAUUGAGACACAUGAAGUCAAGGAUUCUACAUUCCGAUUUGCGAAGAUUCUCAGUACACCAUUUCUCGGAUCUGGUUUUGUGGAAAUGCCUCCAAAUGCUGUCAAGAAGCAGAAAAAUUCAAAACGAAUGCAUAUGGUUUUUUUCGUUUAUUAUGGUAGGAUACGCGUCGAUAUUGCAGGUUUGCAAUUCAGCGCCGGCAAGGGUUGUGUCUUCCAGGUACCUCGAGGAAACAAUUACAGCUUUGCAAAUGAGUAUAAAAAGCCAGCAGCCAUAUUUUUUACGCAGGGCUGCAUACCCCUAGAUGCGGAUGGGAAUGUUGAUACCGGCGUUACUGCCCCACCACUACCAGAGGCACCUCCAGCUCAAACAAAAAAUAACGCUGCUGAAAAGGGAGGUAAAAGGAGAGGUCGUCCGAAGCAGGGUACUAAAGCAGGAUGA
Messenger RNA from Nannizzia gypsea CBS 118893, 1848 nucleotides. RefSeq names its product cupin domain-containing protein. The coding region runs from base 1 to 1848 and encodes 615 amino acids. Lineage: Eukaryota; Fungi; Ascomycota; Eurotiomycetes; Onygenales; Arthrodermataceae. The record is from RefSeq and is a predicted model, not a curated record. Gene Ontology annotation, biological process: spindle attachment to meiosis I kinetochore; kinetochore assembly; attachment of mitotic spindle microtubules to kinetochore. Gene Ontology annotation, cellular component: kinetochore. The transcript is spliced from 6 exons. Gene Ontology annotation, molecular function: centromeric DNA binding.